AUGACUCAUGAUCCACACCAUUCUUCUCCUCUUCCUCCUCCUCCUCCUCCUCCAAAACACAAAACGAAAUCCAAUCCUACGACAACUAGACCCUCUUCUUCUUCUUCUUCUUCUUUUUCCCGUAUGACCUCCUUUCCCAUCUUUCCUUUCUUUCCCAUUUCUCACUCUUCUCCUCCUCCUCCUCCUCCUCCUCGACGCCCUUCCCUUUCCUCCACCCAUUCCUCCUCUUCUUCUUCUUCCUAUUCCUCUGCUCCUCUCUUUGACCACCAAUCCCCCGAGUUUCUUCAUUCCAUCCCAGGAAGCCUUCAUCUUGCCUCCGAUGCUUCCAUCAAACGUCUCAUUGAUCGAUUCGGUGCCCUCAGCCUUCUUCGCCAACUCGCCAAAGACGUCGCUGAACGUGACGCUUUUAUUUCCAACGUCAAAUUCCAUUACGAGUCCCGUGAAGCCGUCUUUCGUGACCUUCUUCGUCAACAUGGCUUAGACCCUGUCGUUGCCAAUACCAAACUUGCAAAACAACGCUCCGUCCUUCCUCCUUCUUCCUCCUCCUCUUCCCAUCCAUCUACCGCUCCUGCUCCUGCUCCUGCUCCUGCUCCCACCACUUCCGUACCUCUUCUCUCUUCCCAUUUGGACGAACCUCCUACUCCCCUUUUCGUCGAUAAACCUUUUCUAAAAUCCAAAAUUUCCUCCGCCAUCAAUGAACCUUUCCUUCCCUCUUCUUCUUCCUCCUCCUCUUCUGCCUCCUCUCCUCCCCUUUCUCCCACCCUUCCCACAACUUCCUCUCCCCCGAUUUCCCUUCCAAAUAUCACUGCCAACAAUUCCUCCCAUCAUAUUCCUUUUCACAAAUCCUCCCCUUCGCCUUCUUCUUUUCCAUCGCCUAAACCUUCCCACACCCUCGUGGCCUCUCCCACCCUCUCUUCCGCCUGCCCAUCGAUGGCCCGACUGAAUCUCGAUGAUCCUUCCUGCUCUUUUUCCCACAGUGCCAUCGAGGUAUCUGACUCUUUGUCUCCCCUCGCUGAUCCACCGUCCUCCAUGCAGCCUUCCUCCGCUGCCAAUCUCACGUUUCCUGGUUCAGUGGAGCUCGACAAUUUAAUUCCAAAACAAGACCUCCCUCCCACUUUAAGAAAUGAUUGGACUCCUCAUACCAUUGCCAAGUCCAAUCAAACCUUCGACCAAUUCGGUUUCGUAAGUAACCUUCCCAACUCGUCCUCCACCUCGUCCUCCGAUCCAUCUUCCAAAACCUUCAAGCCUCUUAGAUCCUUGCCUUCGUCUCAUGCCGCUUCGUCCCUAGCCUUGAACCUUGACUCCACCUCAUCACCCUCCAAAACAUCCUACCUGUCCAACGAUUCUCAGGAUGCUGCGCAGAUGAAGCGCUGGGACGAUUAUGUUCAAAAAUAUUCUAUCAAGUAUGGCAAGUUUGAUGAAAAUAGCAACGAGUUGCUGGGAAAAUGUAGUCUUGGGAAAACAAAACGUGGCUCGAAAAAAAGGUUUGAACGUUUUCGUCGCCUUGUCAAACAAGGUGUCCCCGUCCCCUAUCGUCCCAAAGUCUGGUUAGAAUGCUCUGGUGCUCGUCAGUUGCACGUUCCUGGCUACUACGAUGAGCUACUUGCAAAAUCCGAUACUUCCGAUCCUUCCAAUCGAAUCCAGAUUGAUCAGGAUAUAAAGCGGACCCUUGUUGGGAAUGUCUUUUUUGGCGGAAACGGCCCGGGUGUCCCCAAACUUCGCCGUGUUUUACUCGCUUAUAGCUUACAUAAUCCAGAAGUUGGAUACUGCCAAGGAAUGAAUGUUAUUGUGGCCUUUUUCUUGCUAAUUUAUGCAUCAGAAGAAGAUGUUUUUUACUUAGUCAUGAGUCUCAUUGAAAAUUAUCUCCCAAAAGAUUACUUUACUGCCGAUCUUUUAGGCUCAAGAGCCGACCAAAUUGUUUUUAAAGAAUAUGUCAGUCUUCUGCUGCCUCAAAUAAGCUCUCAUCUGAAAAAACUAAAGGUGGAUUUGGAAGCUGUUACGUUUCAUUGGUUCCUUAGUUUGUAUACGGAUACGGUGGGUACCAAGCUUGGUUUUCGUAUUCUAGAUUUAUUUUUUUGUGAUGGAUAUCCUUGUUUGUUUCGUGUAGCGGUAGACAUAAUCUACACGCUAAAAGAUAAAAUACUGGCAUGCAAUACCCCGUUUGCCGUCUAUUCCCUGUUAUGUGAUUUGAGGAGUUAUCCCUUUGAUUUAGACGCGUUUUUGAACAACGCGGCCGAAAAAUGGAAGUAUCAAAUUCAUGAGAAGGAUUUGCAACGAAGGCAUACAAGAGCUAUGUCUUUACUUUAA
This is a messenger RNA of Schizosaccharomyces osmophilus, 2307 nucleotides long. RefSeq names its product Rab GAP. Lineage: Eukaryota; Fungi; Ascomycota; Schizosaccharomycetes; Schizosaccharomycetales; Schizosaccharomycetaceae. The transcript has a single exon. Bases 1 to 2307 code for a protein of 768 amino acids. The record is from RefSeq and is a predicted model, not a curated record.